Rotaria socialis is the source of this 993-nucleotide messenger RNA. The record is from the annotation of a GenBank genome assembly. Lineage: Eukaryota; Metazoa; Rotifera; Eurotatoria; Philodinida; Philodinidae.
AUGACCGAUCAAUAUAUGGUAUCAAUGAUGGACACAAGUCGAAAUAUGUCAUUUGAUAGUAGUGGACUUUUAACGUGUUCAACGAUUAAUGGACUACAUUUUCCUGGUCUUACAACAUCAGAACUAUCAGAUACAGGUGGAGGUGGUAGUCGAAGAACAAGUUUUCUUUAUGACAGUCCCUCCAUGUGUGAAUCAAUGAUAGAAAGUUUCUCGUCCGCAGGACGAGGAGGGGAUGGUGGUCACGAUGAUACAAUAUUAAUUAAUCAUGCAAACAUGCUGCAAUCAGAUCCAUCAAUAAUGGCUAGUUUAAAGAUAGAAAAGCGAGAUUCAUUUAUACAAAGAAAACGUCGUUCUCGUAAAUCACAAUUUGAUGCAUCAUCACUCGAUGCAACAAUGUCACUUGAUAAAAUCGAACCUGUCUAUGCAAUCGGUGAACAAAAUGAAGCGGAUGAUGUUUGGUUAUAUGAAGUACCAAACCAUGGACAUAAAACUGAUCCUGUAACUGAUAAUAUAUUUUCAUGGGUUCAUAAAGAAUUUAAAACAAAUGAUAUCAAAGCUAGUAAACAUCUACUUCUUUGCAAGCUUGAUGAUAUGUCAAAUGCACGAGCAAUACGAAGCGUAUCAUGUCAUAAUUUUGUUCCUAAUCGAAAAUCUGAUAAUGUGAAACGAAGUUUAACAGAACAAGAAGUUAAUUCAGAACCCGUGAGAAAUGGUCAUGUUCGAUCGAUAUCACCAUUUCAUCCUAGUAUUGUAAUUACAAACAGUCAUGAAAAUAGUACUGUAUCAACUAUGAUGCGAUCAAGAGAUACUUCAAAAGAACGUGAGCGAGAACCAUUGGAUUAUACUGAUCUUGAAGUGAUGGCUAAAAUGCAACUCGAGAAUUUACGUCAAGCCGAACGACAAGGCCCAUUAUUUAAACGUUUUGGUAUGUUAUUUUUUUACUUAAAGGAAUUUUAUUCGCCCUACGCAAAAUUAUUUUUAUCAAUCAAUUGA